This is a messenger RNA of Paramormyrops kingsleyae, 3460 nucleotides long. It is a transcript of the gene arl10, whose product is annotated as ADP-ribosylation factor-like 10. The record is from RefSeq and is a predicted model, not a curated record. Gene Ontology annotation, molecular function: GTPase activity; GTP binding. Lineage: Eukaryota; Metazoa; Chordata; Actinopteri; Osteoglossiformes; Mormyridae.
AAAAUAAUGUCUACAUAUUUACGGUAACGUUCCAGUUCUUUUUCAAACACUGUAACCAGGGGCGGAUGAGGGAUCUCAAAGCAGCGGUGGGACGAAAAGGGGGUCCCCCUCUAUUUACCAAGGGCCCCCUGCCGUGAUGGGCCCGGGGGUAAACGUCCCUCCGCACACCCCCGCCUCCUCCGCUAUACUGACUGUAACCUUGUACCAUGUGACAAAAAAACAUUAAUAGUUCCUCAUUAUACCUAACAACCAAAAGCUACCACUUUCAGAAUAGUACACAACAUUUCGUUACAAGUUACUGGGUAUGUAGAGUAUCGUUUUGAAGACGGUAAAGAUAAGAGGAAGACGCUUCAGUUGUAAAUGUUAAUAUCUGAUGUUGGAAAAGGAAGAACAAGGCAUGCAUAUCACUGCAGUAAAAAAAAUCGGAAUCGAAACACGGAAUAAAAUAAGCACCUUGAACAAUAUUACUAACGCGAUAUACAAAAGAAGGGUUAAAAUGCACACUUUCCUUUUUCAACGUGAUUAAAUUUCAACUCGUGUCUGCAGGCUAGUGUCUGUAACGCCCUGGUGGCGUCAGCCACAGCACCGGCGACAUAAACUGGGCGGGGAGGCGCAGGACUGCCGUCCCAUCGCAAGCUUACUAAGGGCCGGUCAUAUGAAACGGCUGUGCCUCACGGAUACUGAGAUCAGAACCGUGUCGGUUCGGCGUUCCAGCGGACACACAUGGUUCUGCUCCGCCACAUAUCCAUUGCUUUAACCGCCGCGGUGGCCGCUCUAGGAUCGGCGCUGUUCAUCGCCUGGAGUUACUUCUACAGAAGGCGAAUAUGGUCACCUGAGAUGGACUACUGCGUGUUCAAAGAGGAGCAGGAGAAGGAGCAGCGCAAUGAAAAGCAGGUGCUUGUCCUGGGCCUGGACGGAGCCGGCAAAAGCAGGGUUCUGCAGGUGCUCAACGGGACGAGGGGCACGAGGGGCUGCCGCCCCACCAGAGGCUUCAACUUCAUGAGCAUCAGCACUCCGGGGUGCCAGCUGGACUUCCUGGAGAUUGGUGGUGGUGAAGACCUGCGGAUGUACUGGACAGAGUACCUGAGGAAAACCCAUAUCUUGGUGUAUGUGGUCGACUCCUCUGACCGCCAGCGCCUCCCACUGGCGAAAGAGGAACUGCACAGGCUGCUGCAGGCUGACAAGCAGCUCCCUGUGGUGGUGCUGGGGAACAAACAGGACAAGCCCGGCGCCGUUAGCGUCUCGGAGCUCCACGACGCGCUCUCCCUGGGAACAAUCAGGGACGAGAGGAAGGUCUUCCUGCUGACUGCACAGCUGGGCUCUGAGGACCCGAGUGAGUCGGGUGGGCUGCGGGCCUUCCAGGACCUGCUGCUGCAGCUGGCUUGACCCGGGGCCCCAUCUGAGCAGCCGGUUGGGUAGGAGGAAGAAAGUAAACCCUGAGCAUGUCAAUUCAGCUCCAUCCAUCGAGAGUAUGAACCCAUUCUGCUCCACCAAUCAGAAUCUGGGUCAAUUCUGCUCCACCAAUCAGAAUAUCGGUCAAUUGUAUGCCACCAAUUAGAAUAUGGGCCAAUUCUGCUCCACCAAUUAGAAUAUGGGCCAAUUAAGCUCCACCUAUCUGAAUAUAGACCAGUUCUGGUCCACCAAUCAGAAUAUGGGCCAGUUAAGCUUCACCUAUCAGAAUAUGGAUCAGUUAACCUCCACCUAUCAAAAUAGGGGCUAAUUCAGCUCCACCAAUGAAAUAAUGGUGCCAGAACUUCACUUCUUACAGGUGAUUUGGUAUAAACCUGUCUGAAGGGUUCAUGAGCCCAAUAUCAAAGUAAAGCACAAAUCUGUUGUGGCGUACGCGUUUUGUACAUCGCCUAGGCCAGAAAAUGAAAUUAAUCCAAGGCGAUGGGUACAGUUAACACUCCUAUUUCUUCUAAACAUUUAGUGAUCGAGGUAAUUCUGUGAAACCAGAGAUUAGGCUUCUGCCGUGCCAAGGAUGACGUCCAAUGAUAACCGGAAAAUACGUGGAUAAUUACAAAGCUAUCUCUGAUGUAGAAACGGUCAAAAAUGUCAGCAUUUCGAAGUCAACAUGGAUCUUCCCUCUUUCGAUACAAUUAUUGUGCAAAUACCACUCACUUACUGGAAGUUCCGUCCAACACAAGAACUUAAGCUGUGGCCUCAGCCAAAUACGCUGUGGUCAAACAAAUCAUGUUUACACACCAUGUAUAUGAAGGUUGAUAAUUGCUUUGAUUUGUGAAUAGGUUAAUAAGUUAACAGUUUUGGUGGCAGGAGGAACACCUUCAAAAAGAUUAUUUUAAAAUGGCUCAUUCGCACAAGUCACUGGAUUUUUAUUUUAUUGCUAUCUCGUGUUUAAUUUAGCUUGUGCCACAUAUGCCACUUAUACUGCAGAAUUUUUAAAGCAUGCUUGUUCCGCCAUUAACAGUGUGAUGUGGCACUCAGUGUUUUUUAUAGUUAAGUAGCUGCAAGCAGUAGAAGUGGAAUUACCGCAAAUAAGACGCAAAUGUUUCACGCACAAAGUGCACUAAACGGGAAUGUGGCAACGGCCAUUUUUUGCACAUGACCUCCAUAUAUAGAAGGCCAAAAGUACAAGGUAUUUUUCAAUUCAAAUAGCUAUUUAUUUAUGAGCGUGACAUAUUUUUUUUCCCACUCAUGCUGCUAUACCUGUAAUUGCACCAUAAUGGGCUGGGUAGUACUACCUAAACAUCACAAAAGUAUUCUUGAAAACCUUUUUAAAAACAUGUAGCAUAGCAUUUUAGCUCCUGGCAAACCUUAAUAGCAUGCAUAUUUAAGUGUGUAAAUAAAGGUGAUAGAGACAUUAAUGCAGUGGUUCUGAGUCCUGUUCCUGGUGCCCCGCCUCCCUUGCCGGAAUGUUUUCAUUCCAGCCCUGCCUUAAUCAGGCUUAUAUGGUCCUUUAUAGGCCAACAUUUCUGGCAGGGAGCGUGGGAGGGAGGAUUGACAACUACUGCAGUAAUGGAAUCAGUUGCUGGAAAAACGUUACUAAUAUUCAACUUCGAAUUGCACAGAAAAUCCAAGCCUGCCAGAGACCCAGCUGCUCUGCUGCUAUUGCUAACUGUUAUGACCGAUACUGAUCGUCAAAAGUUUUCCUGCCUUUCAAAUCGAGAAGCUAGUGAUUGUACUUGUUCUGCAUGGUCCUAUUGCCCAGCCCUCUUCCGAAAACACUCCUACCAUGUGACUGAUUGUACAAUACUUUAAACCAAGCUGUGAGGAAAUGAGUAACUAUUACAAGAGUACUGGCGUAUUUAUUCAUUGUGAAAAUUAACAGGAUGCAUUCUCAUUAAGCAUAUAUACAUAUUUCUCAUGUAGGACACAAAGACAAAAUGUAGAUCUGUCAUAUUCUGGUUUUAAAUGGUGCUGUGUUUGUCAAAUUAAUGAUUAUACAGAGUAUAUGAAAGUCCUUUUAGCUUGAUUCAAAUAAAAAUGUUUGGGGCACAAA